This is a messenger RNA of Aspergillus ochraceoroseus IBT 24754, 1041 nucleotides long. RefSeq names its product putative C6 finger domain protein. Lineage: Eukaryota; Fungi; Ascomycota; Eurotiomycetes; Eurotiales; Aspergillaceae. Gene Ontology annotation, molecular function: zinc ion binding; DNA-binding transcription factor activity, RNA polymerase II-specific. The record is from RefSeq and is a predicted model, not a curated record. The transcript has 5 exons. Gene Ontology annotation, biological process: regulation of DNA-templated transcription. The coding region runs from base 219 to 932 and encodes 237 amino acids.
GACAAUCCUCAAUGCAUUAUCACUCUUUGAUGGCUCUUUGAUCUCAAUAAAUUACAAUGAGAUUGGGCAUAGAGAUGAGAAUCUCUACUGAAAAAUUCCUCUAUUUAAGAGAUGGUGUUUCCCCAAGAAGUUCGGUCUUCAUUCCAAUACCAUCCCACAAUCUUCAUUGCCUCUCCAUUGCUUCUCUACAGAACCUAAAGCUCUUCCAAAGUCAUUGAAUGCUCUCACAGCCUACUCAGCUUCCCUCGAUACUAAGCAACAUUAUAUCAAGCAAACAACAUCAGGCUUAUUUUCAGGCCGCAGGCACCGCCUCCAAAGCUCCCACUGCAUCCAAAGCUCCCAAAGCAUCCAAAGCAUCCAAAACUCCCACCGCAGCUAAAGCUGCAGACGACCAGCCCCCCGCCAAGAAGCGUCGUCCGCGUCGAAAAAAGACCGACCCUGAACCUGACUUCUCAGAUGUUAUCAGACAACAAUACCGGGACACUAAUGGCCGAACCCCCGUAGCUUGUGAUCGAUGUAAAAUCACAAAAACGACCUGCGACUCCGGGGGUACUGGAUGCAGACCUUGCAACACCAAGGGCGUGCCAUGCAGAACAACUGACCGUGUCACUUUGCAGACUUGGACUCGUGGAGAUCCUUCUCCGCAGAGACUACGAUCUGAAAACACCAGACUGACAACUGAAAAUGCUAGACUCACGACAGAAAAUCGCAAUCUAACGCGGCAAGUCAAUGAGCUCCAGAGCCAGAUUGAAAGAUACAGAAACAUGUUCCCUACAAUGCCGGCAACAACUAGCGCCUUCAACAACUCAAAUCAAGCCGGAGGAACUUCGUCGACAUUAACAGCGCUCCCACGACCCUUCCUACCUGGGCACAACCCCCACUCCAAACGGCCCAAGGACAAAUCACCGCUGGUCCCUCGAGCAACUCACUAAACACGAACGCCGCCGCCGCCGCCGCCGAACAGGGUUUUUCGCAAAUGCCAUGGCCACCAACGCCCUUGGGCCAGCCCAGCCUGAGAGAGCUGCGUAGAGCCGACCCUAA